Messenger RNA from Paracoccidioides lutzii Pb01, 396 nucleotides. RefSeq names its product transcription elongation factor spt4. The record is from RefSeq and is a predicted model, not a curated record. Bases 1 to 396 code for a protein of 131 amino acids. Gene Ontology annotation, biological process: positive regulation of DNA-templated transcription, elongation; regulation of transcription elongation by RNA polymerase II; chromatin organization. The transcript has 2 exons. Gene Ontology annotation, molecular function: zinc ion binding; RNA polymerase II complex binding. Gene Ontology annotation, cellular component: DSIF complex; nucleus.
AUGACAUCCUUCUACGUGCCCUCGGGCCAACAACGGUCGCUCCGCGCCUGCAUGGUCUGCUCCAUCGUCCAAGUGCACAGCAAAUUUAUGCGCGAAGGCUGCCCCAACUGCGACCACAUUCUCGGUCUAGCAGGCAAUGGCGAGAAGAUCCAGCAAUGCACGUCACAGGUGUUCGAAGGACUGAUAACGCUGGCAGACCAGCGCGCAUCGUGGGUGGCGCGAUGGCAGCGGUUGGAUGGGUAUGUGCCUGGCACGUAUGCGGUUAAGGUUACUGGCACGGUGAGUGGAGUGUAUAGAAUUUCUCUUUGGUGGUGGAUGGGGAAGUGUUUGUUUGGUUGGCCAUAUAUGGUGGGCGAGGGAGUUAUGGGAACGGGAAGGGAGGGAGGAUGCGAUUGA